Molecule: messenger RNA, 393 nt
Organism: Haemonchus placei
Lineage: Eukaryota; Metazoa; Nematoda; Chromadorea; Rhabditida; Trichostrongylidae
Source: the annotation of a GenBank genome assembly
AUGAUCCUCCCGGCAUACCAUGUCCAUAUUACUGCCUUUUUCUUUAUUACAUCAGUCGUGUUUAAUUCUGGAUUGGUUUACGUGAUUAUGAACUUUACUGCCAAAGAAGUUGGUAAAUACAAAUACAUCAUGUUGACGUUUGCCAUGUUCAAUGUACUUUACUCCACUGUAAACAUGGCUCUGCUACCAGCAAUACAUAUCCAUGAGCGCUCGUUUUUGGUGUUUGCCACUCGUCUGGAAUCCCUCUCACCAAAUACGGGCCGUAUACUGACCGGUCUGUACUGCUCGAUGUUUGCACAGUCUAUGUUCCUCUUAGCUGUACAUUUUGCCUACAGAUAUCUGUAUAUUGUGAGGUAUGUUAAGUUAGACUUGAAUCAGAAAGUUACAUUCUAG